AUGUGGACGGAUAUGAAAGUAGGAGUCAUCUGCUUCAUUCGGGAUCCGACCAACAAAGAGUACGUGCUAUCAUUGCUUCUUCCCAAACCAGAUGAACAGCUUCCAGCUAAAGUGCUUUGGACCAUGACCGUAACCGCCUUCUUUGAGACGGAACGGACUAGUGACGAGCAUUUGCUGACAUUCAUCAUGGAAACGUUUCCGCGCGAUGUUUGUGGCCUGAACUUCUAUGAUCCACGUGAAGCUGACGAGUUUCAUCGGAUACUUGUAGAAGAAAACCGAGGAAGAAUCUCCCGACAUGCUAAUCGACCAAAGCGACAGGCACCACCACCACCAUCAAAGGUCGUGGGCGUGGAAGCGAUCGACAGACUCUCUGAACUCUGUGAGUCAAUUAUUAUUUAG
Molecule: messenger RNA, 399 nt
Organism: Cooperia oncophora
Lineage: Eukaryota; Metazoa; Nematoda; Chromadorea; Rhabditida; Trichostrongylidae
Source: the annotation of a GenBank genome assembly